Aspergillus terreus NIH2624 is the source of this 975-nucleotide messenger RNA. RefSeq lists its product as uncharacterized. The record is from RefSeq and is a predicted model, not a curated record. Lineage: Eukaryota; Fungi; Ascomycota; Eurotiomycetes; Eurotiales; Aspergillaceae. The transcript has a single exon. Bases 1 to 975 code for a protein of 324 amino acids.
AUGGCCUGUCCUCUAGCCACCGCGACGACUCCAUCUCAGCGACGUCCUUCAGUCUCAAGACCGAAACUUACCCUCCAAACAUCUUCCCUGCCCCGAUCUUUUGGCAGCUCAUCGACCGGUCUGUCGCUCUCUCUCGCCGGAGGGGCUACCGCUUCUCCCACCGUUCGCAACACCUUCAAAAAUGCAUACGAUGUCCCUGUCCCCUCCUCCGCCACCGCCUCGCCUUCCAAAUCCACCAACCACCGGUUCACCAAGCCAUCCUCCCCAUACCCAUCAAAUAACCCUUAUCAGCUUCCUCUGGGGGUCAAGAGUAUCCUUCGCAACUCUCCGCUAGAACCAACCACCCGAAGUCGAUCCCUCUCUGUGGCCACCACUCCCAACGGAUUACAACCUCCGCGCCGGGUCUUCUUCCCAGCCAAGAAACAAGUGAGCUAUCGCCAGCCGUUGGAGGAAGAGAUCCGUACGGUGCGUUAUACUGCACGGCACUCCGAUCUUACCGCGGAGUCGGAUCCCGACCCUCGCGAAGCUGGCUCCGACGAGGACUCGGAUUCCACCGCCAGCCUAACCCUCUCGGACGCAAGUACGUCGGAGGAUGAUGUCGACGGAAAACGCCGGGGCGAGGGCAAAAAGCGAAAGCACCAUGGCGCAGACAGGCAGGUGCGCGCCGUGGCCCUGAUGGACGGGCUGCAAGGAGAAAAGUAUAGCUCCGACUCUGUGACCCCUCAGACGCCUUGCCAGUCCCGUAGUAAGCGUCGCUGCGAAUGGCGAUGGACCCUGGGCCCGCUGGAACUACGGGGUGGGUCUGACGCAUCGCAAGAACCGACGACGAAGACCGCCCUACCGGAGGAAGAAGCCACGAGCCAACCGUCCUGCAACUCGUCUGAUACUUCCUCAGGGAGCCCUCACAGCCCUGAUCCCACUGAAUGCACGACGACCGACGAGAUUGACCGCGUGUCUCGCCGUCAGACCGAAUGA